Molecule: messenger RNA, 1333 nt
Organism: Myzus persicae (green peach aphid)
Lineage: Eukaryota; Metazoa; Arthropoda; Insecta; Hemiptera; Aphididae
Product: ethylmalonyl-CoA decarboxylase-like
Exons: 4
Coding region: 189-1079 (296 amino acids)
Biological process (GO): fatty acid beta-oxidation
Cellular component (GO): cytosol
Molecular function (GO): enoyl-CoA hydratase activity
Source: RefSeq, a predicted model, not a curated record
ACUCUAAUUUUCUGUGCUAAGCUAAACAUUUAUUUUUAUAUUACGUUUGUGUAAUCAAUAUAUCUUAUUUAUUAUUUAAAAAACGAGACAUGGUCAAAAGUCAAAUGCUAGAAAAAAUAUAAACUGCCAUUUAAAAGACACAUAUUUUCAAAGGCAAGUCACUGCGUUUAAAUCGUGCUUCAAAACUAAUGCAGAUGGAAAACGGGCGAUCUCCCAAUGAAAAGUAUCUGCACGAUUUUACGUACCAUGGAAAGGAAUUUUCGUUCAGCGAAGCAAAAGAGGUCUUAUCGCCGUAUUUUGACGGCAGCGGAUCUGUGGACCUAGAAAAGGACGAUAAUGGCAUCGCCAAAAUCUGCAUAAACAAUCCUCGGCUCAAGAACGCAAUAAGUGUAAAAAUGAUGUCGGACCUAGACGAGAUCACAGACAAAUUGUACCAGUGGACCGAGUGCAAGGGAGCAAUUGUGUAUGGCACUGGUGGGAAUUUCUGUUCCGGAGGAGAUUUGAAAAUGGCGAAAAAAAUGAACAACGAGAAGAAUGGAUAUGCAAUGUCUGUUUAUAUGGGUCAUAUUCUCGAUAAAUUCAAAAAACUGCCCAUUAUUUCAGUCGCAUAUAUCGAUGGAACGGGUGCGCUUGGCGGAGGCGCGGAAGUGACUACGAUGUGCGACUAUAGGCUGAUGUGCAACGUUACCGAUACCACAGGCAUAGGGUUCGUUCACUCGAAAAUGGGCAUAGUGCCAGCAUGGGGCGCCACCGGCCGGUUGGUUUCCAUCACAGGGAGCGCCAAGAAGACACUGGAUCUGUUGCUGGAGGGCCGGACGCUGAACGCCGUCGAGGCGAUGGACCUGGGACUGGUGGAUGGCACCGUGGCCUCUUUAGAGGACGCUGGAACGUGGCUGUCCAACAAGGUCAGGCAGGACGUAAACGUGAUCCGGGCUAUCAAGCGCACCGUGCUGAGCUACGAUGAUGACGACGAUUCGAAGGCGAAAGCGCGAGAGCUGGAGCGCAAGAUUUUCGCGCCACUUUGGGGUGGCAUCGCCAACCAGGCGGCACUCAAACUGAAACUAAAGCACAAUAGAUGAAACCAGUGCGAGGAGAACUUGACAUCAGAAGAUAGUCUAAUAUUCCACCCACUCAAAACCAGAUUGAAGCAUUUUCUGUCAUAUUUUUAACUAUACCUGCCUGCAGUUGUAUAGUAAAUACCAAAAUGCGAAUUAAUACUAAAUUUAUACUCUGUUGUCAUUAGUACUUAAAAUAACGAUUUAUUUUUUCAUUAAAUAAUUUUAGUUUUUUUGUAUUAUUUCAAUAAAUAUAGAAAGUAUAAGAUAUUGACACA